ACUGGACCUAAAACACGCGGAUCCAAACAAAGAUUAUCCAUCACCAGCGCGAAUAUAUUCUGCAUCCUCUUCACAUAAGCCUUUAAGCUUAAGAGGUCGAGAACUCUCCUUUGCUCUUCAUGGCCUCCGAGUGUGAUGGUUUCAGCGAUUAUAUGGUGUUGAGGCCCGACAAGGCAGGCGUUUCUGAUCUCUUCCGCCUCUUGUAUUCAUCGAAGGUGGCGGAGAAUGAAUCGGUGGACUGCCCCGUCGACACCCAGAUCAACGAAAGGAGGCGAAGGUGGGCUAUCUUCAUCUCUCUCCUCCUGCAGAAGACUUUUCUCCUGUGGAGGAAGCCGAUGGCUUGGCUUGGAUCUGCACUUGAGUUCUGGCUAAACCUUCUGAUGGACAACCAUGGAUUCGUCUCGCUCUUGUGUAAUAUCUUCACAGGAAAAGUGGCGUAUCCCCAGAAAGAAUCAUCAGCAUAUAGAUCAUGUAUUGGACAAAUGGACACGAGAGAGGAAUUAGACGCGAGAAUUCAACCGAGCGACGGGAAGUAUCACGCAGCACUCUCAAUAAUGGCUGCAAAACUAGCUUACGAAAAUGAAUCAUGCAUCCAAAACAUAGUUACUAACCACUGGAAUAUGGAGUACUUGGGAUUCUACGAUGGUUGGAAUGACUACCAGGAGCAGUACAGCUCAGAAGCAUUUGUGUUCAAUGACAAGGCAGCCGACACCGAGCUGAUCGUGGUGGCAUUUCGAGGCACCGAGCCCUUCGACGCCGUUCAAUGGUGCGCGGACUUCGACUUCUCCUGGUACGAGAUACCAAACGUUGGCAAGGUCCAUGGAGGCUUCAUGAAGGAGUUGGGAUUGCAGAAGAAACUUGGGUUUCCCAAGGACCUACCUCAGAGUAGAGACAGACCGUCAUAUGCUUACUACGACUUGAGGGAGAAGCUCAGGGAAGUGCUGCGCCAUAAGGAGAAGGCAAAGUUCUUGGUCACCGGGCACAGCUUAGGAGGGGCACUUGCGAUACUGUUCCCGUCCAUCUUGGCACUGCAUGGGGAGGAGUGGCUGUUGGGUAGGCUGGAGGGAGUGUAUACAUUUGGGCAGCCCAGGGUGGGAGAUGUCAAGUUCGGGGAGUUCGUGGAGCAGCACUUGGACAAGCCAAAGAAGAGGUACUUUAGGUAUGUGUACUGCAAUGACAUCGUGCCAAGGGUUCCCUACGAUGACUCUGCUCUCCUGUUCAAGCACUUUGGGACAUGCAUCUACUUCAACAGUCUCUACAAGGGAAAGGUGGUGAAAGAGGAGCCGAACAAGAACUAUUUCUCGUUGUGGACAGUCAUCCCCAAGUACAUGAACGCAUGGUGGGAGUUCAUCCGGAGCUUCUUGAUCGGGCACGUGAUAGGGCAAGAUUACAAGGAAGGAUGGUUCAUGACAUCUAUGAGACUUCUUGCUCUCGUCGCUCCUGGUCUUACACCACACACACCUCAAGACUACGUCAACUGCACCAGACUGGGGGCUUCACCUCCGAGCAACAAGCUCGAGUGACUCGGAAGCAAGCUUCGGCAUCUUCUUCUUGCUCGGAGUUUCUUCUGGAUCGCCAGCAAUUGUUUCACAUAUAUACUGGCUGUUGGAUGAUGUAUUUUUUGGUUCUAUCAAAUCAUGCAACUAUAUAUUUUACAUGGAUAUA
This is a messenger RNA of Musa acuminata subsp. malaccensis (wild Malaysian banana), 1665 nucleotides long. NCBI's taxonomy places the organism in Eukaryota, Viridiplantae, Streptophyta, Magnoliopsida, Zingiberales, Musaceae. The record is from RefSeq and is a predicted model, not a curated record.